AUGCAGUUAGAACCAGUGUAUCCCAGGUUUCCUUUCGCUCGCCCUAGUGGCGAUGAGCCACCCGCAGAGUUUCACCGUCUCCUCCGAGAAUGUCCUGUUUCCCGCGUGGAACUCUGGGACGGAAGCCAUCCGUGGUUGGUGGUAAAACAUAAGGACGUAUGCGAAGUACUUACGGACCCCAGACUAUCCAAGGUUCGUCAACGAGACGGCUUUCCGGAAAUGUCCCCUGGUGGAAAGGCCGCUGCGAGAAACCGGCCGACGUUCGUUGAUAUGGACGCUCCUGAUCAUAUGCACCAGAGGAGUAUGGUCAGCGCCUUUUUCAACGAUGCAUAUGUGGAGUCUCGCCUUCCGUUCAUUCGAGACACUGUUCAGUAUUAUCUCGAUCGGUUGAUUCGGGCAGGUGAAGAUGGAAAAGAAGUGGAUCUCGUGAAGCAUUUCGCUCUGCCAAUUCCCUCCCAUAUUAUCUAUGACAUACUCGGGAUACCAAUUGAAGACUUCGAGUACCUAAGCGGCUGUGAUGCGACGCGGACUAAUGGAAGUAGCACUGCCGCUGCCGCUCAAGCUGCCAACAAGGAGAUUCUAGAAUAUCUGGAGCGGUUGGUCGAUAAGAAAACUACAAACCCCAGCCACGAUGUGAUAAGCACCCUCGUCAUACAGCAACUAAAGCCAGGACAUAUUGAGAAGCUUGAUGUCGUCCAAAUCGCAUUUCUUCUCUUAGUGGCUGGGAACGCAACCGUCGUAAGCAUGAUUGCCUUGGGCGUGGUAACCUUGCUCGAGCACCCAGACCAACUAUCGCGGUUACUGGAAGACCCGUCGCUCUCCAAUCUAUUUGUGGAGGAGCUCUGUCGCUUCCACACGGCAUCCGCUCUCGCUACACGGCGUGUGGCUACUGUGGACAUCGAACUCCGAGGACAAAAAAUAAGAGCGGGGGAGGGCAUCAUCGCCUCAAAUCAAGCAGCGAACCGUGACCCCGAGGUCUUCCCAGACCCAGACACCUUCGACAUGUUCCGAAAGCGAGGACCAGAGGAGGCUCUGGGUUUCGGAUACGGUGACCAUCGUUGCAUCGCGGAAAUGCUUGCGCGUGCGGAGCUAGAAACUGUCUUUUCUACCUUAUUCCAAACCUUGCCGAGCCUUAAGCUGGCGGUCCCAAAAUCGGAGAUUCAAUGGACACCUCCUACUAGGGACGUGGGUAUCGUUGGACUUCCCGUGACUUGGGAUAGAGAUUGA
Messenger RNA from Aspergillus oryzae RIB40, 1227 nucleotides. Its product is annotated as cytochrome P450. Lineage: Eukaryota; Fungi; Ascomycota; Eurotiomycetes; Eurotiales; Aspergillaceae. Gene Ontology annotation, molecular function: heme binding; oxidoreductase activity, acting on paired donors, with incorporation or reduction of molecular oxygen; monooxygenase activity. The record is from RefSeq and is a predicted model, not a curated record. The transcript has 8 exons. Bases 1 to 1227 code for a protein of 408 amino acids.